AUGGCACCUCGGUGGGAAUGUGGCCGCCUUGAACCUGACUGGAGCUGGCACCGGGCGCCUGGCGCCAGUCUGGUCGAUUGGUCGACUGGAAUCAGAAGCAGUCAAUUUGAUCUGGACUCAAGUGCUGUCUCAACCGCCCUCUGUUGCGCCCGCUGUGACCGCCCAACCGCCCAGGGCCGAUGGACAUGGAGCUCCUACGGAGUACCUCCAACAUUGAAUGCAUCAUGCCCCUCCAGAUGUCAUGCCAAGCAUCCACCCGCUCGACCAGAGGUCCCAGCCACCUAUGCACAGGCUGCCGUCACCACCACCCAAGGCCACUCCAGGCCACUCAACGACCUCCAGACCGCGCAGGUGCCUCGACUUGACACGCUCCAACGCCAUGCGCCAGUCACACCACUCCUGCUUGACCCUCACCUCGCCUUCAUCGUCUCACCUCGUCCUGGUGUUUGA
Metarhizium robertsii ARSEF 23 is the source of this 450-nucleotide messenger RNA. RefSeq lists its product as uncharacterized. Bases 1 to 450 code for a protein of 149 amino acids. NCBI's taxonomy places the organism in Eukaryota, Fungi, Ascomycota, Sordariomycetes, Hypocreales, Clavicipitaceae. The transcript has a single exon. The record is from RefSeq and is a predicted model, not a curated record.